This is a messenger RNA of Aspergillus caelatus, 395 nucleotides long. RefSeq lists its product as uncharacterized. Lineage: Eukaryota; Fungi; Ascomycota; Eurotiomycetes; Eurotiales; Aspergillaceae. The annotation marks the transcript as partial. The transcript is spliced from 2 exons. The record is from RefSeq and is a predicted model, not a curated record.
CUGAGUCUCCACCAUGACCAGCGUUCCCUGAGUCUCAGUCAAUUGACCACUCUCCGCGUGAAAAACCCCCCUCCAUUGAGAAUGGUCGUAUGAAAAAGGCGUCCGGCCAACUUUAGCAUUUUUAAAACAGUUGCGGAUGGUGCGUUCCGGGGCCUGGAGCUCCGUAAAUGGGACGGUAGAAUCUCACGUUAAGAACACGAUCCCCUCUGCCGGAAUCUCUACAGAUAUGACCCCUGAUUUAGCGAGUGGCUAUUUUGGCCCUCAAAGGUUGGGAUUCAAGGGAAUGCGAAACCUAGUUGCCAGAACAGAGGCUUUCUUUAUAUGUAGAUAGUGUGAUUAGGGAUCAAUCAUCUACUAGCAUCCCCAUCAGCACCAUAAAUUUCAAUUCAUAGAAG